Messenger RNA from Hibiscus syriacus, 3873 nucleotides. Its product is annotated as LRR receptor-like serine/threonine-protein kinase RPK2. The coding region runs from base 190 to 3585 and encodes 1131 amino acids. NCBI's taxonomy places the organism in Eukaryota, Viridiplantae, Streptophyta, Magnoliopsida, Malvales, Malvaceae. Gene Ontology annotation, molecular function: protein kinase activity; protein binding; ATP binding. Gene Ontology annotation, biological process: protein phosphorylation. The record is from RefSeq and is a predicted model, not a curated record. The transcript has a single exon.
UUGACAUCUUCUUCCUCUUCACUUCUCCUUCCAAUUUUCUCCCUCCCCAAACAACCUAAAAGAUUAGGGUUAGGGUAUUGAAAAACACACCCGGAGAAACCAGAAGGGAAACCCAGAUUUUCAUGACCGAAUUCUUGUAGGAUAAGCCUAAAAAAAGCUUUAUUUUUAGUGUUUUAGAGUAUCUAGAAAAUGGGUUUGUUUUCAGCUUCAGUGGUCAAGUGGCAGCCAUUUUUCUUACUCAUCUUCUGCGUAUUAAACAGUGUCGCUUUGGGUGAUAAUUCUUCAGACAAAGCUGUUCUUCUUGAGUUUAAGAAGUCUGUCUCAGAUCCUUCAGGGCUUUUGUCCGCUUGGACCGAAACUUCCAAUCACUGUUCAUGGUUUGGUGUUACAUGUGACAAAAACUCCAAAGUUUUGUCUCUUAACAUAACUGGUUUUGGAAGAGGGAAAAAAGGUAAUUCCAACAGUACAUGUGCUUUUCUCUCGUUUUCUUGCUCUGAUUAUGAUGUAUUUCCAUUUUAUGGGUUUGGUAUUAGAAGGAAUUGUGGGGAAAGAAAUGGGAGUUUGUAUGGAAAGUUGCUGCCUUCUAUUGGAAAAUUGAGUGAACUUAGAGUUUUAUCACUUCCUUUUCAUAGAUUUAGUGGUGAAAUUCCUGCUGAAAUUUGGGAGUUUGAGAAUUUGGAAGUACUUGAUUUAGAGAACAAUUUGUUAUCUGGGUCAUUUCCUGUUAGUGUUUCUGGGGUAAAGAACUUGAGAGUUCUUAAUUUGGGGUUUAAUAACAUUACUGGAGAGAUACCGAGUUGGCUUUCGAGUUUGAAACAAAUGGAGAUGUUGAAUUUGGCUGGUAAUCUUGUGAGUGGAACCAUUCCCGGAUAUUUUGGAAGGUUUCGAGGUGUUUACUUGUCGUUUACGUCUCUCGGUGGCUUGUUGCCCGUUGAUAUUGGCCGAGGUUGUAAUCUUGAGCAUUUGGAUUUGUCUGGGAAUAACUUUAUUGGGCAGAUUCCUGCUAGUUUGGGGAACUGUAGUCAGUUGAGGACACUGUUGUUGUAUACAAAUUUGUUGGAGGAACGGAUUCCUCGUGAAAUUGGUAUGCUUCGGAAUCUUGAAGUCUUGGAUGUUUCAAGGAAUAGUUUGAGCGGCCCGAUACCUGUUGAGCUUGGAAAUUGUUCUGAAUUGACUGUGCUUGUGUUCUCAAAUAUGUUUAAUCCGUAUGAUGACCUUGCUAUGGCUAAAGGAGAUCGAAGUAUUGUAAAGGAUGAUUUUAAUUUUUAUCAAGGUGAGAUUCCUCGUGAAAUCACGAAGCUUCCAAAGCUGAGGGUAUUAUGGGCUCCAAGGGCUACACUUGAGGGAAACCUGCCGAGUGAUUGGGGUGCUUGUGAUAACUUGGAGAUGGUAAAUUUGGCUCAGAAUUUUUUUUCCGGGGAAAUUCCUGUCAGUCUUAGCCGCUGCAAGAAGCUACGCUACCUUGACUUAAGCUCAAAUAAGCGCCUUGCUGGAGAGCUUAUUGAGGAACUUGCAGUUCCUUGUAUGAGUGUGUUUGAUGUCAGUGAGAAUUCAUUGUCAGGUUCCAUACCUAGAUUCUACAACCGCGGAUGCGCUGACUUUCUCACCUCAGAUUCGUAUUCUGCUGAACCCUUCAACCCAACUUCUGCUUAUUUAUCAUUUUUGGCAAGAAAAGUUCAAGUUGGAACAUAUUUUGAGUUCUUUGGAGGAGAUGACGGUCCUAUUGUGUUUCACAACUUUAGAGAUAAUAAUUUUACUGGCAGUGUCAUGUCGAUGCCAAUCGCACCACAACGAUCCGGGAAACAGAUUUCUUAUGCAUUUUAUGCAGGAGAAAACUUGCUAAGUGGACCAUUUCCUCAGAUUUUUUUCGAGAACUGCAAUGCUUUGGGUGCACUUUUUAUUAAUGUUAGCUACAAUGAUAUGUCUGGUCAGAUUCCAGCUGAAAUGAGUAAACUUUGCAAAUCUCUCAAACUUUUGGAUGUGUCUGGGAAUCAAAUAACUGGAACCAUUCCGCCUAGCAUCGGAGAUUUGGUUUCACUUGUUUCUCUUAAUUUUAGCUGGAACCUGUUACACGGCCAGAUUCCGAACAGUUUUGGACAGAUGGAGGAUCUACGGUAUCUAUCUUUGGCUGGUAAUGAUCUGAAUGGAUCUAUUCCUUCCACCAUUGGGCAAUUGCAAUCUUUAGAAAUUCUGGAGUUGUCUUCAAAUUCUCUUUCUGGUGAAAUUCCUGAAGGCCUGGUUAAUUUGAGAAACCUGACUGUUCUUCUUCUCAAUAACAACAAACUCUUUGGGCAAAUUCCCUCUGGUUUGGCAAAUGUGACCAAGCUCUCUGCAUUCAAUGUGUCCUUCAAUAACUUGUCUGGGCCACUGCCUUCAAGUAAUAAUUUGAUGAAAUGCAGCAGUCUUCUCGGGAACCCACUUCUACAGCCUUGUCGUGCGUACUCCUUAAUGCUAUCUUCAGAUCAAGAAAGAGCAGGCAGUUCACAAAAUUAUGCUGCAUCACCAACAGGAUCUUCAACCAGAAGAAAUGGAAAUAAUGGUUUCAGUUCAAUUGAGAUAGCUUCAAUAACAUCUGCUUCAGCCAUUGUUUCGGUUCUUCUGGCUCUCAUUGUUUUAUUCAUAUAUACUCGGAAGUGGAAUUCAAGAUCCAAAAUUAUCAGCAACACGAACAAAGAAGUGACGAUUUUCACUGACAUUGGGGUCCCUUUGACGUUUGACAUUGUUGUGCGGGCCACAGGGAAUUUCAAUGCUAGCAACUGUAUUGGGAAUGGAGGUUUUGGGUCGACUUAUAAAGCAGAGAUCUCUCCUGGAAUCUUGGUGGCGAUAAAACGGCUUGCAAUUGGACGGUUGCAAGGUCUUCAACAGUUUGAUACUGAAAUAAAAAUCCUUGGGAGGUUGCGCCACCCAAAUCUUGUUACCCUUAUUGGAUAUCAUGCCAGUGAAAUGGAAACAUUCCUUGUAUAUAAUUACUUUCCAGGAGGUAACUUGGAGAAGUUUAUUCAGGAGAGGCCCACCAGAACAAUGGAUUGGAGGAUACUUCACAAGAUCGCCCUCGACAUAGCCCGUGCUCUUGCCUACCUACAUGAUCAAUGUGUCCCACGGAUUCUCCACCGUGAUGUCAAACCCAGCAAUAUCCUCUUGGAUGAUGAUUACAAUGCUUUUUUAUCAGACUUUGGUUUGGCCAGACUUUUGGGCACGUCUGAAACACAUGCUACAACUGGUGUUGCUGGAACUUUCGGGUAUGUUGCACCGGAGUAUGCAAUGACUUGUCGUGUUUCUGAUAAAGCUGAUGUGUACAGCUAUGGGGUGGUACUCCUUGAGUUGCUCUCAGAUAAGAAAGCAUUAGAUCCCUCGUUUUCUCCUUAUGGAAACGGCUUCAACAUUGUUCAAUGGUCGUGCAUGCUCUUGCGACAAGGCCAGGCCAAGGAGUUCUUCACUGCAGGGUUAUGGGAUGCAGGCCCUCAGAAUGACUUGGUCGAAAUUCUACACUUGGCCGUUGUUUGUACCGUCGAUUCGCUCUCUACUAGACCUACAAUGAAACAAGUUGUCCGACGGCUGAAGCAACUUCAACCACCAUCAUGUUAGUUACAUGAUAAAGCUUCCGUCGAUUAACAUAGUUUUUUGAGCAAGGUGAAGCUCUCGGUUAUCGUCUCCGGUCGCCAUUAGAUAGAGUUAGAAGGUGUAGUUAUUGCCAAUUUGUAAAUUGCAACGCAGCUCUUCCCCAAUUUUUCUGGUGCUAUUACUCCUAUAGGAGGUGCACUGAUUACUCUGCAAAAGACUGCAGGUAUAUGUAUAUUUUCUCUUAUCCAAGCUGUACAAUUAUAUCCGAGUUCCAUUUGUGGUCUAAUAAAAAAACAGAAUAUUUUUCAGUCU